CACCUGAAAAUUAAGAGGUAAGAGUUAAAUUAAAGUGUUUUGUUACCUUAAAAUGAGCUCUUUAUAUUACACGUGAGUGAGUCUUCCUCGAUGGAGUGAACCAUGUUUUACUACCCUUACAAAGGUAAACUGUUUGUUGUUAUAUGCAACUUCCUAGAGGCCAAUAAAUCUUUUACACAUGGUCCUUUAAACAGUAAAGUCAGUACUGCACUAUCUGAUCUGUAAUGCUGCACUUUUUUGGUAACCACCAUGGUCACCAUGUCCAUACUACAUAUAUUUUAGUAAUAAUGAAAAUGGACAUUUCAAUGUGUGUAUGCUGAUUUCCUAUACACAGAACAUGUAGGCUUUUUGAUUAAGAUUGGAGGAAAUGUGUGUUUACUGGCGACCUGUCCCGGGUGUACACCACCUUUCACCCUAGAUGUGUCCUUGCUAUUAUUCGUUUUAACAUCCAGGUGUUGUUGACAUGAGGUGGAAAAAUGGCUUUUAUCAUUGCUGUCGCUCUUUCUUCUGUUCCUGCACCCAUCUUUUAACCGUGCUCACCUACUCUAAAUCAUUCUCGGGCCCUGGAAGGAAAACCAUAUUCACAGAAAAUACACAGAAAUGCUAGCUGAUCUCAUUUGGGCUCUGAAGAUCUGGCAACAUCUGUCUAGUUAUGGUUUAAAGGAGAGGAGGUACACUUGUAUUUGAUCCUUAGUUACCACCAUGGAUGGGAAUAGUGUGUCCAAACCUCCUAGCAAUGGACUGUCUGCUCAGCCAGGGAUUAUAGGAAUACUUUAAGGUGUUAAAAGCGGAGGUGGAAGCAGACUUUCUGUGAAGAGAUGGAACGCCUCCUGGAGAAUGGAAGUGAGAUCAACACAGGUUAUACAUAAUUUGCUUUUUUACAUUUUAACAGCUUUCAUGUAGCCUUCUGUGUUUGAAAUUGCACUCAGUGAAAAAAACAAAUGGUUGUUUUCAUGUAUCACAAAACUGAUCCCAGUGCAUCUGAUGACAAUUUUUUUUAUGUUUUUAUUAUUGUGUGUGUGUGUAGACUCAGGCAAUAGUGCUGACAGCUGGACGGACGUCAAGUUGCUCUGUGAUCUCCUGGAGGCCAACGGGAAAAGGAAUGUCUCUGUUCACCAUCUGAUGGACCAUCUCAACCUGAACAUGUUUGUCAUUGUGGGCCAGAACCUAAAACAGCAAAACUUCCCUGGUCUCUAUUAAUUCCAAUGGACGAGGAGACCAGGAGCUUCCUGAGGAGGUUUCUGGACGAGUUCCCCACUGCUCUGGAGGAAGACAGAUCGCUGCCCAUUACCCCGCUGAGCUGCAAAAUCACUCUGGAGGAGAUGUAUGGAGAGAGUCUGGCUCUGGGUCUGAGUCUGCUGGCUGAAAGAGGAGCUCCUGCAGUCUUCAGCGCCCUCUUGUGUCAGGCAGCACUCUCCCACCUCUUGCAGGCAGAUCUUUCACUAUUCUACUGCCCACAGAAAGAAGAACCAAAAGUCUCAUUUUUUGGGAGGCUACUUUGUUGCACCUGCUGCCUACAGAAACCAGAGGCUGACCAGGAAGAAGAAGAACAAACACAAGUCUUGCUUCAUUCGGAGGCAGUCCAGCGUUUUUUCCUCAAUAAACUGAUAGACGUAGCUUUGGCAUGGCAUCAGAACUCCUUUUUGCCUCCCUCGAUGGUUCCCCAGUUCCGCCUCUGCUCUGUUCAAUUCAUCAAAAACAGAAGGACGGAGAUGGAGGACAUGCACUUGGCCCUGGCCGAGUUCAACCAGCUCUUUGGCAUCCGGGACGGAGUGGAUCGUGCCUACUAUGCUGUGUUUGAUGGACAUGGAGGCGUGCAUGCUGCCAACUACUGUGUAACCCACCUCCACGUCGCUCUGAGUAAACAGGAAACACUGCAGAGUGAUGCAGCGGCUGCCUUUAAAGCUGCCCUCAGACACACAGAUUACAUGUUCAGAGGCAAAGCUGAGAGAGAGAGUCUGAUUGACGGCACUACGGCUGUGGCAGUGUUGAUCCACGGUCAAGAGCUGACUGUGGCCUGGCUUGGAGACUCUCAAGCAGUGCUGGUCAGGAACGGACAAGCUGAAAAACUCACAGAGCCCCAUAAACCAGAGACAGAGGAGGAGAGGCAAAGAAUUGAGGAUAUCGGAGGCUAUAUCACCUACUCAGAUUGCUGGCGUGUUAAAGGCAUAUUAGCGACAUCAAGAGCAAUAGGUGACUUUGACCUGAAACCCUACGUGUCUGGAGAUGCUGACUGCUUGACCAUGCGGUUGUCAGGAGAUGAGGACUACAUUUUACUGGCUAGUGACGGCUUCUCUGAUGUAGUCAAACCAUCUCUGGUCCCUAAUCUGGUGUUAGAGGCACUCCAGCAGCCUGAUGACCCAGAAGGAGGAGAGGACUCUCUGCUGCAACAAUCUGAGGAGAAUAUCGGAUUCAAAGUCACCGACCAUUUGGUAAGAGCUGCUCUAAAAGCUGGCUCUACUGAUAACAUAACUGUGAUGGUGGUGUUCCUGCGUCCCCUGGAUCAGCUGCUCUGGCAAACUUCACAAGCUACUGAGGAGGACUCCACUUCCCAAGAUGCUCCACAGCAGUGAGGGAGG
Molecule: messenger RNA, 2579 nt
Organism: Solea solea (common sole)
Lineage: Eukaryota; Metazoa; Chordata; Actinopteri; Pleuronectiformes; Soleidae
Product: protein phosphatase 1F-like
Exons: 9
Coding region: 1206-2573 (455 amino acids)
Biological process (GO): negative regulation of protein kinase activity; protein dephosphorylation
Cellular component (GO): cytosol
Molecular function (GO): protein serine/threonine phosphatase activity; cation binding
Source: RefSeq, a predicted model, not a curated record